AACAACAACAACAACAACAACAACAACAAACCCCCUUCCCCACCUUUUUUCCACUUCGGCCGUUUUCAAAACACCGGUUUGCUGCCUUUUCCUCACUUCUUUUUCGACUCUAUCUUCCGCUUGCUUCCCAAUUAUCGCUUUCGCCCUCCCUUCUUCCCCCGUUACAGACAUAUCUUUUUUUCUUAUUCAUCGAAAGUUAUGCUUAGCACUUAUGCAUGGAUUUUCAUUACUGGCAUUAUUGUCUUUUUUGUUAUAAUCAUUGUUCUUUUAUUCUUUACCCGCUCGCCUAUUGAGUUGCCCUUAUCCGUCAGUGGUGGCGACUCUGAUUUUGAUGAAUGGCCGAUCGAGUCUGAAGAACAAGUUGCUCAGCUCCCUGAAGACGCCAGACUAAGCUAUGAACGGGCAAAAGUCUUCCAGGAGCGUCAUCCUCCCGAUAGCAUUCCCACCGAUAUCACACCGCCCCAGUUUGUAUCUAUCCAAGAAAAAGGCGUCUCGGCCUUUGAAUUUGAAUGGGAGCCGGAUGCUAACUGCUUUGUCGCCGGCCGUACCGAAAUCCAGUUCAAUUACGGCGAGUCGUGCGUGCAGACCAACCUUCCUUUGCCUCGGAACCAGGAAGUGUAUUACUGGGAGGCAAAAAUGUUUGAUCUCCCCGAAACAACGACUGUUUCCGUUGGUGUGGCAACCAAACCGUAUCCGAGUUGGCGGUUGCCAGGGUGGAAUCGAUACUCGAUUGGCUAUUUCUCCAACAAUGGCUGCAAAUACUUUAGCUCCCCAUUCAACGGCAAACCAUACGGAUUAACAUUCACCCACGGCGAUGUGAUUGGAGUUGGAUACCGGCAUCGUACAGGCACUGUAUUUUUCACACGAAACGGACGUAAACUCGAAGACGCAUAUACGGGAUUACGAUGGAACUUGUUCCCAACGGUGGGAGCAAACGGUCCUUGUCAGGUGCACGUCAACUUGGGACAAAUGGGAUUCGUGUUUGUCGAGGCAAACGUGAAAAAAUGGGGAUUGGCGCCGUCUCAGGGUACACGCGCACCACCACCUGCAUACGGAUCCGAAAAUGACACAAUACUACUCGCUUCUGGGAGCUUUCAAAACAGCAGCAGAAACAACAACAACAACACUUAUAGCAAUAUUAAUACUAAUGAUAUUGAAGGAAGCAGCAGUAGUGGCAGUAGUAGUAGUAGUAGUAGUAGUAGCGCUGGCGGUACAUCACAGCAACAAAUGCUAUUACAAAAUAAUCGACAGCAACCGCCAGAUGAGAGCGCACACCCCCCUGUCUUGAUCACCAUUGAUGGCCAGACAGCCACUUCACCUCAUCCAGGCGGUACUGAGCCCCCGCCUUAUUCCUCACCGAACAUCAGCAACGGCAAUGAAGAAGAUCAACAACAGCAGCAGCAGCAACGACCUAUAUUGGACUGAUGCCAUAAUCUACUCAAGCGCCUUAUCUGACCUCUUUAUCUUUUGUCAUACCCUUACUUUUCGUUGUUCUCUACUCUUUGCUUUAUUUUCUUUCUCAUCCAUUUAUUUAUUCCAUCGUUUUCUGUGCAAAUCUUUUUUCCAUCUCCUCCUUCAUAUAAUUUGUCGGUUGUAUAUAUAAGUUAUUUUUCUUUCACACUUUCUCUUUCGUAAAAUACAAGCGUUUCGCGGAAUCAUUCAUGAUCCUGCUUUGCGUCGAGACAGCUGCGCCGUUCUUUCUUUUUGUUACCCGCACUGUAUCAGCGUCGAGUCUUGCUACAAGCUACGUCACAAUUUUACGGUAUAGGGAAGAGAAUUGGGAGAGCAGUUGAUUUAUCAUAUAUUCUCUUUGUGCAGCUAAGCGACAAUUAAUGAGGCAUUAAAUUGUCAAGGCUCGGCAGGGUGUGAAUGGCUUGGCAUCA
Molecule: messenger RNA, 1883 nt
Organism: Zychaea mexicana
Lineage: Eukaryota; Fungi; Mucoromycota; Mucoromycetes; Mucorales; Lichtheimiaceae
Product: concanavalin A-like lectin/glucanase domain-containing protein
Exons: 4
Coding region: 199-1425 (408 amino acids)
Molecular function (GO): protein binding
Source: RefSeq, a predicted model, not a curated record